Molecule: messenger RNA, 3021 nt
Organism: Schistosoma spindalis
Lineage: Eukaryota; Metazoa; Platyhelminthes; Trematoda; Strigeidida; Schistosomatidae
Source: the annotation of a GenBank genome assembly
GUAUCGUAGCAACUGUAGCGGCUAUUCAACAUUGCUGUAAGUUCAGGACUUUAAAACAAAAAUGAUUGCACCGAAACUUUACAACGUUUACAUGACGUCAAUGGUAGAAAACUAGUAUUCGUCAUGGAAUAAGUAUACAUUCUUGUAUUUGUGUACAGUAGUACUGGAAUAAUUUCAUCAGUAUCUUUGCAUUUAAUAAAUACGCCAAGAAAAAAGAUUAAAUAUGUCUCGCACCUUUAAAUGGUUCUUACUCCUACAGUUUUUUCGAGCUAAAUAAAUAGAAUUAAUUCAGUCAUUUAUUCUUAGCCACCCCAAUUUCAUAAUUUCUGGGAAAAUUUGACCAAUUUUGAGGAAAUUUUGGGAGUAUAGCACCAAAACCCCAAUAUUUCCCUAAACUUUACCCUAAACCUUGGUGAACGUGAUUUGGCUUUGGGGUUUUCCUCAAAAUUUCAUUAGCAAUUUUCCCAAACGUGGGAGAUAAUGAAGUGGACAUCAAGUGAACAGUUUAUCAAAAUAUGUUCAAAAGGUGUUAUUGUAGUGAUGAAAUAAUCAAAUAUCAAAUAUUUAUAUUAAAUACGAAGCCAAUCGCGAAUAGUAUUUAAAGCUACUAUCGGGUAUUUCAAACAUUAUGGUCGCAGAAAUGGAGAUCAAACUGCCCUGUUUAUAUACAUGUUUUCUACCUGAAUUUCCAACACUUCAGACUAUCCAUUUAUCUAACCAACCGACUGGACUUUAAUGAAUUUUUAAAAAAAUGAUAAUGAACUUUGCUUUAGGACUCCUUCUAAGAUGUCAACGUAAGAUUUUAAAUAAAGCAAGGUAAAGUUUUAAGUCAAGCGUCUUCUCACGGGAACUGACAGAACGGAUUAAAAAUACAAAACAAAUGUUAAACCAAAUGAGUCUGUGUGUCAAAGUUGAGCCUCUUUUUUUAAUUGGAUGACCGAAUCGUUUAACUGACCCUUAUUGCUGCAUAUAGUAGCAGGUUGGAUUUUCUCAUCUUUGAUAAUCACUUGGUCUGACCAGUUGCUCACGUUCAAUAUAAUUUGACCCUGAUAAAUCUAUUAAAUCAUACUAUGCUUUCGAAUCAGUUUUUUCAUAAACUUUAAUUUCAUUAAAGCAAUUCAAGCUUUUUUCCAAACUAAUUUUUGGUCGUAGACUUUGGUCAUAGGUUUUUCUAGGUAAAAGAUCAAACCAUCAGAUUUUAAAUGGCAACCGCAACAAAACCGGAUACGAAAAGAACAUAUCUUAGUUGGUUUGAAAAUCUUCACGCCGAAAGAAAGACGGCUGAAAGUUAUCAGAAUAUAUCUUAUGAUCAUCGUCAAUUGGUUAGAGCUAAACGCAUAGAAACAGAUAUAAAUACAAAAUAUGAUCAACUCCAGACAAAUAAUCAUUUAUCUGAUCGUAUAUGGAUUGUACGUCAAUGGCGUGAUAAAUUAAUGACUCAAUUAGAUAAACUCAAACAAAAAGAGAUUCAUUUAAAAGCUGUUAAACAUAAAAUACAAGAAUUUAUGAUUAAAUUAAAUGAUUCAUUUGAUGUCAACAUUGAAUCUCUAACACAUUUAGAUCAUAGACAAAAUGAUGAAAAUAUUAUUGAUCCUGUUUUUAAGGAAUUAAACAAGGAACGUGAUUUAUUGAAAGAAAUACAAACAGAUCUUCAACGACAAAUCGAUGAAGCAAUUCAUUUAUUAGUUGAAAUGAAUAAUGUAGCAAAACCAUUUUAUUCAGAUAUUUUUAAUAAAAAUGAAGCUGUACAUAUCGAUAUUGAUGUUUAUAAUUUAAAUGAAAAAUCAUCUUGUAUUAGUCAUAAACCAUUCUGUGAACGUUUACCAGAAAGCUCAAUAGAUUUACAAACAUGGGAGAAUAUAAGUUAUCAAACUUUAGAAAAUGCUAAAAAUGUAAUUGAAAAGGCUGAUGAUUUACUACAUCGAUUGCAUAAUAGUCUGCAUAAAGCAAUCAAUAGGAUGGCUAGUAAAGCUAGUCAAGUAGAUAAUGAACUACGUAAGCGUAUACAUGAUACUCUUAGAUCAUUAUGUGAAAUCGAAUAUCAAAUUAAAAGUACUGAAAAUGAAAGGGAUGAACAUUUAAAAGAUAUAAAAAGUUUAGAAGAUACUGUACGUGCAAAAAAAGAAAGUGUAAAAUUAGCCGAAACACGACUGGAGAAACGUCAUGAUAGAUCGGGGAAUGAAAAUAUUCGAGAUGUUGCACAAUUAAGCCUGAUAGAAGAGUUAUCAAACCUACGCAAUUGUAUUGAUAUGUUAGAAGAAAAACUUACAAAAUCUAGGAAUAUACUGAAUAAUUUAGAACAUCAAAUUGUUCAACUACAUCAUGAUACUCAACAAAAACGUAAUGCUUUACAAAUUUAUGAAGAAAUUCAUAAUAUACGUAAACGUCUUGAUUAUACUACAAUUAUUAAUAUUAAUACAAAUACACAUAGUCAUUUGUCAUUAUGUCCAAUGAUACCCAAUGGUAUUCAACGAGAACCAGUUUUAUUUUAAUAAGUGAAAGAGAAGUAAUGAAAUUUCAAAAAGUUUCUAAUCUUAUUUCAUCACUUUAAAACACGUAAAGCUUUAUUCUAUUAAUCUCAUUGUAGUUACGUAAUUAUUUUAUUUUAUUUGAUAAUAGUUCUUUAAUAUUUCUUCAUUACAUUAUGAUCAAUAAGCAUUGAAGAACUCGAUUUCUUUCUGUGAUAACAAUGAAUUAUCUUAUUUAUUCAUGAUUAUUAUUAUUAUUGUCAUUUUAUUUGAGAACAACAAAAAAAAAACAAUGGAAAAAUCUCACUAAAUAUGUCUUUCAUUCAAUAUAAAUCAAAUACAUUUGAGAUGGGGAAAAAGAUUUAUAGCUCAGCUGAAUGAUUUUGAUAAAGUUUUGUUCUUUGAUCUGGAUUGUUUGAUCGUGGAGCUUUCAUCAUUCCUUUGAAUAACAUCAUCAAAAUCAAAUAUAUUUAUCUUGUUCUACUCUUAUGUACUAACUAAUACAUUAUUCUAAAUAGUCAAUAAUUAUAAAUACAAAUUUAUUUGAUAUCAA